UUGAAAUAAAAUAUUUGAUAGGGAAAACUGGUGACGUGAUUCAUUUUAAAUUUUUAACGUGAUUCAAGUGUUUGUUUAUGAAUAUAUAACGUUAUAUAUUUGAAUGAAUAAAGUUUAUAAAAAUAAAUGUAAUGAUGAAUAAAAAUGUGGAUUGAGGUAAAUAAAAUAUGUGAUGGCUGGCGUUGUUGUAAUCGGAGGAAAUACGGAUUUUCAAAUAUUAAUUGACAAUAAAUUAAAAAGAAACGUACCACCAAAUAAUUACAAGCAACAAAAUCACCAGCACUAUUACCAUCAACAUCAACAACAACAACGUAAAUGCAAUGAUUAUAAUGAAAUGGCUAUUUCAAUAGAACGUUACAAUACAUCAGCAGUAUCAUCAGCUGGUUCAUUGUCAUCGUCAUCGUCAUUGUCACCGUCAACAGCCACAUCAGCUAAUGAUAAAUAUAAUAAUGAAAUUAAUAAAAAUGAUAAUAACCGUCCACAAAAUUUUUUAUACAAUUGUAAUAAGUCAUCAACGUCAUCGUCGUCGUCUACUGUGACAGUACCGCUGUGUCUUCUGGGUGAUGUACAAUUACGUUUUCUUUGUCCAGAAGAUUUAGAAGAAGUGCGCGCGUUAUGUCAAGAUUGGUUCCCAAUAGACUAUCCAUAUUCAUGGUACGAAGACAUAACAAGUUCAUCACGAUUUUAUGCACUAGCAGCAGUAUUUGGUGGUGUUAUUAUUGGAUUAAUAGUUGCUGAAAUAAAACCAUUUGCAACAUUGAAUAAAGAAGAUCAAGGUAUAUUGUGUUCAAGUUUAGGUAAAGAAUCACUCGUUGGUUACAUAUUGAGUUUAGGAGUACGUCGUGCUUAUAGAAGAAAUGGUAUUGCUUCAUUAUUACUUGAACAGUUAUUGGCACACGUAACAGCACCAGAACGUUCAACAGUUAAAGCUGUAUUUUUACAUGUACUGUCGAGUAAUGCACCGGCAAUAUUAUUUUACCAAAGAUGUAAUUUUAGAUUACAUAGUUUUCUGCCAUAUUAUUAUUCAAUACGUGGUAAAUGCCGUGAUGGUUUUACAUAUGUACUGUAUGUCAAUGGUGGCCAUCCGCCCUGGGGUAUUUGGGACUGGAUGCGUCAUUUAGCCGGUGCUAUGGCUAGUUUAGGACCAUGUAGAGUUCCACACUGGAUAUGGCAACGACUAAUGUGGGCUGCCACUCUGCUCUCUUAUCAUAGAUGAUAUUUAAAUUGUCGGAUGAGAUUGAAAUUUUAUAAUAAAAUCGACCAGUAGAAUUUUUAUUGAUCUUGUCUGAAAUUAGUUUUGUAAUUUAAAUUAGACAUUAUUUAAAUGUUGUAAGAGAUUAUUUAUGUUACUAAGAUAUGUUACUAAAGCUUUAUUAAAGAUUACUUUUAAUACUUUAUCUAUUUUUUAAAUUUUAUCGACUAUAUUUUUCUUUAAUUAGUAGGGUAAUAGUACGAAAUAUUAGCCAAGCUCCAAUUGAUGACUAGGUACUUAGACUCUUAAUUAUUUUUAAAUUGUAGAAUUUAAUUCCGGAAAGUAUGCAGUUAUGUUGUAAAUUUUUCAUACAUGAAAUGCACAGUUUAAAAAUUUUUACGAGUCUGAGCACCCAGUCAUUGGUACUUUUACUUUACUUUUAUUAAUUAUUGAUCCAUGCAGGAUUUGUUACACAUUUAUUUAUUAAAAUCACAUAUUUUUAAUUCUAUAUAAUGUAUAUAUUAUAUAUAAAUAUAUAUAUUUAAAGUAUAUAG
This is a messenger RNA of Microplitis demolitor, 1746 nucleotides long. RefSeq names its product N-alpha-acetyltransferase 60 (gene Naa60). The record is from RefSeq and is a predicted model, not a curated record. The coding region runs from base 173 to 1216 and encodes 347 amino acids. Lineage: Eukaryota; Metazoa; Arthropoda; Insecta; Hymenoptera; Braconidae. Gene Ontology annotation, cellular component: Golgi membrane. Gene Ontology annotation, biological process: N-terminal peptidyl-methionine acetylation. The transcript has 2 exons. Gene Ontology annotation, molecular function: histone acetyltransferase activity; protein-N-terminal amino-acid acetyltransferase activity.